CAAGCAAGGCCCGGCCAGACGGCCACCCACCACUACCCGCAAUCAAGUCCCCAUUCACUCGCCUGCGCUUCCUCUCCUCGCCGCGCCGCCCGGCUGCCCCCCACCCCACCCCUCCUGCACGCAAGGCCAUGGCUCCGAUCGCUGUCGGCGACUCCCUCCCCGACGGCCAGCUCGGGUGGUUCGACGAGAACGACCAGCUGCAGCAGGUCUCCGUCCACGCGCUCGCCGCCGGCAAGAAGGUCAUCCUCUUCGGCGUCCCCGGCGCCUUCACCCCGACCUGCAGCAACCAGCAUGUGCCAGGCUUCAUUACACAGGCUGAGCAGCUCAAAGCCAAGGGUGUAGACGAGAUCCUGCUUAUCAGCGUAAACGACCCAUUUGUCAUGAAGGCAUGGGCAAAGACUUACCCUGAGAACAAACAUGUGAAGUUCCUUGCUGACGGGUCUGGAGCAUACACCAAGGCACUCGAUCUUGAGCUUGAUCUUACAGAGAAAGGACUGGGUGUCCGCUCCAAAAGGUUUGCUCUUCUGGCAGACGACCUCAAGGUCACUGUCGCAAACAUCGAGGAAGGUGGACAGUUCACAAUCUCUGGUGCUGAGGAGAUCCUGAAAGCGCUUUAGGAGUUUGAUCUCUUCUAUCAAAAAGCUCGGCAAUGUUGUGGACACCAGUCUAAUUUGAACUUUGAACUCAUCUUUGAAUAACUUGCCGUCGGACAAGAUCAGUUCCAUGAUGUAUAUGAAACGGUCGUCGUUGAGUCAUGCACAAUUUGGUAUUUUCAUAUGUUAUAUUCGCCGGUUCGAGUAACUUUCGAUUCGUCGUUACACAAA
Messenger RNA from Sorghum bicolor (sorghum), 824 nucleotides. Its product is annotated as peroxiredoxin-2C. Gene Ontology annotation, biological process: cell redox homeostasis; hydrogen peroxide catabolic process; cellular response to oxidative stress. Gene Ontology annotation, molecular function: thioredoxin peroxidase activity. The record is from RefSeq and is a predicted model, not a curated record. The coding region runs from base 129 to 617 and encodes 162 amino acids. Gene Ontology annotation, cellular component: cytoplasm. Lineage: Eukaryota; Viridiplantae; Streptophyta; Magnoliopsida; Poales; Poaceae. The transcript has 3 exons.